This is a messenger RNA of Solanum tuberosum (potato), 330 nucleotides long. Its product is annotated as glutathione S-transferase U17-like. NCBI's taxonomy places the organism in Eukaryota, Viridiplantae, Streptophyta, Magnoliopsida, Solanales, Solanaceae. Gene Ontology annotation, molecular function: glutathione transferase activity. The record is from RefSeq and is a predicted model, not a curated record. The coding region runs from base 1 to 330 and encodes 109 amino acids. Gene Ontology annotation, biological process: glutathione metabolic process. The transcript has a single exon. Gene Ontology annotation, cellular component: cytoplasm.
AUGGCAACAGGUAGUGUAAAGCUUAUAGGUUCAUGGGCAAGCCCAUUCGUGAACCGUGUUGAAAUAGCCCUCAAGAUAAAUUCUAUUGAUUCUGAGCUUAUACAAGAAAAUGUGUUAAACAAAAGUGAGCUGCUCCUCAAAUCCAAUCCUGUUUACAAGAAAAUCCCCGUCCUGAUCCACAACGAACAGCCUAUCUGUGAGUCCCUUGUCUUUCUUCAGUACAUCGAUGAAGCUUGGCUUAAUGGUCCUUCCAUUCUUCCUUCUGAUCCCUAUGAUCGUGCCAUAGCACGAUUUUGGGCAGUCUAUAUAGAUGAAAAGGUUAAGACUUAA